AUGAAGUUCUCUACCAUUUUUUCGGUUCUUCUUGCUGCUGCCUCUAUUGGGACCAAUGCAACUCCUAUCGCAAAAAAUGAGGUCGACUAUAGCCUUAUUUCUGGUUACGAGGCAGACUCUGUAUCAAAGCAUUUUUCAACUGAGCUUGUCAAACGAGAUACCGAAGACAGUGACACGUACACGGCGUUGGCCAGAGCUUACGGUGGUGAGCUUGAGGACGACAAGUACUACGUUCUCACAGCUAAAUGGCCAUUGAGAGAUGAAAUCGACAACGAAACCCCAGCUGAGCUUCAGGAACUGCAGAGAGAGCUUGGUUUCUACCAUAUUGGGUUUAUUGUCGGCAAAGUGACCAUCAAGGAAUCUGGCAGAAAAAAGCACAAGACAACAAAACGCGACUUCGACGGCCAGGUUUACGAUACUAUCAAAAAGGAGAACAAAGACAUCAAAUUCCGUAAAACCAACUGGGACACUAGCAAGAGAAGAGAUAUCGAGUUUGUGAAAACUACUACUAAGAAGAAGGCUGAGGCUAUAAACAAGAAAGCCAAGGACUACGAAAAGGAUCAUCCAGUCUAUAGCGUGGACGACAACAACUGCAACACCUUUGUCCAGGCACUCUUGGGUGAGUUGUGA
This is a messenger RNA of Microsporum canis CBS 113480, 630 nucleotides long. RefSeq lists its product as uncharacterized. Bases 1 to 630 code for a protein of 209 amino acids. The record is from RefSeq and is a predicted model, not a curated record. Lineage: Eukaryota; Fungi; Ascomycota; Eurotiomycetes; Onygenales; Arthrodermataceae. The transcript is spliced from 2 exons.